AUGGCUGCCGCAUCAAACUACUUCCCCGUGGCCAACCCAACUCUGCCAUUCUGGCACUCAGAGGAGGACUCGUUCAAGAACCUCAGAUCGACGCCAGAGCUUCCUCAGGAGACAGACAUCCUCAUCAUCGGCGGCGGGUACGCCGGCGCUGCCGUCGGGUACUGGACGUACAAGGAGGCAGGCAGCACGCCUCCUAAGGUGCUGAUGCUCGAGGCGAGAUUCAUCGGCUCGGGCGCCACCGGGAGAAACGGAGGCCACCUGAAGCCCGACUACUACAGAGAGUACCUCAGCUUCGAGAAGCGGUUUGGUCAGAAGGACGCAGCGUCGAUCGGAAACUUCGAGCACGACCACCUUGCUGCGUUGAAGGAGGCCAUCGAGGACCUGAACAUCGACUGCGACUUUGUGCUCACGAGAGCGUGCAACGUGCAUCUCACGAAGGGCGCUGUCGCCGGGUGUUUGAAGGCCAUGCAGGCCUUGCGCAAGAACCCCUACACCAAGGUGUUGAACGACAUCCAGGUGCAGUUCGGCAGCAACGCCGAAAUUACCUCGAUCUGCGAGGACUCGCCGCUCUCUCUCACGUUUACCGCCGGCCACUUGUGGCCCUACAAGAUGGUCAAGGGCUUCCUGCAGUACUGCAUCGAGAAGGGCAUGAACGUGCAGACUUACACGACCGUCACGAGCAUCGAGAAGCAGAAGGACGGCUCCUACAUCGUGCACACCAACCGGGGCAGUGUCAAGACCAAGAAGGUCGUCCUGGCCACCAACGCGUACACCGCUGGACUUGCGCCCGAGUUCGAGGACAGGAUCAUCCCCGUGAAGGGCACGUGCUCGCACAUCAAGGUGCAGGAUGGCGACAAGCCGGCGCCAUACCUCUCCAACACUUACGGGAUCUGCAGAGACUUCACCAACCACGAGUACCUCAUCAACAGACCCGACGGCACGGUCAUUGUCGGAGGUGCCAAGCCGUACUACUUGAAGGACAAGGACGCGUGGUACAAGAACGUCGACGACUCGACCCUCUUUGCCGGCGACGUCAAGGGCUGGUACGAGACCUUCAUGCAGAACCACUUCUACACCUGGAAAGACGCCAAGACCGAGGUCGACUACCUCUGGACAGGCAUCCUCGGCUACUCCGCCGACGCCUUGCCUUGGAUCGGUGAGUCGCCCGACCAGUCCAACAAAUACAUCAUCGGUGGCUUCCACGGCCACGGCAUGCCUCGUAUCUUCUUGAGCGCCAAGGCCAUUGCGCAGAUGAUGCUCAACAACGUCCCUGUGCAGAUGACCGACAUUCCUGUUCCCUUCAUGCUGACCGCCGAGCGCUUGAGAAACGCUAGGAACACCGUCCUCAAGGACACCGGUUUCUCCAAACUCUAG
Pichia membranifaciens NRRL Y-2026 is the source of this 1374-nucleotide messenger RNA. RefSeq lists its product as hypothetical. The transcript has a single exon. Gene Ontology annotation, cellular component: cytoplasm. Gene Ontology annotation, molecular function: oxidoreductase activity. NCBI's taxonomy places the organism in Eukaryota, Fungi, Ascomycota, Pichiomycetes, Pichiales, Pichiaceae. Bases 1 to 1374 code for a protein of 457 amino acids. The record is from RefSeq and is a predicted model, not a curated record.